Messenger RNA from Plasmodium gallinaceum, 642 nucleotides. Its product is annotated as conserved Plasmodium protein, unknown function. The record is from RefSeq and is a predicted model, not a curated record. Lineage: Eukaryota; Apicomplexa; Aconoidasida; Haemosporida; Plasmodiidae. Bases 1 to 642 code for a protein of 213 amino acids. The transcript has 4 exons.
AUGGCUUCUUCACACGAAUCAUAUGAAGAUAAAAAGGAGACAUCACUCGACAGUGCGUCAAAUAAAUCAGAGAAUUCCAAAAAAUCAGAAACUUCCAAAAAAUCAGAGACUUCUAAAAAAUCAGAAACUUCCAAAAAAUCAGAGACUUCUAAAAAAUCAGGGACUUCCAAAAAAUCAGAAAAAUCAUACACACCAGAAAUAGAAGUUGAAACUUUUGAAAUUAAUGAAGAUAAGGAUAAACAAUAUAAUAAGUUUCUCCAAUGUUCUAGUAAUGAAUAUUCCAUUGAGCAAAUGAAAAAUUUUUUAAAAUAUGGAAUUACUGAAAAUGGGAUUCGAAUGAUGACAACGGAUACUUGUUCUUGGUACUACGAUUAUUAUAAAAUAACAAAAACAUCUACUCCUCAUCUAAAGGAAUUUACAGAUAAUACAACUGUAGAUUAUUACUACUAUACCACUCCUUUUUCUACACAAAUAGGAAGUAUUAACUUAGUCAUGAUGCAUAGUCAAGUAAACUUUGGAGAUGAAACAUGCACCCCUUCAGACAGAUUUUUUAAAAUGAAUGAAGCAACACCUGAAAUGAUCAAAGAAGCGAAAAUUAAAGCUAAUCAAAUUAAAAAUACAUGCUGUUUGAAAACUCUUUAA